This is a messenger RNA of Malurus melanocephalus (red-backed fairy wren), 3831 nucleotides long. It is a transcript of the gene ST8SIA3, whose product is annotated as ST8 alpha-N-acetyl-neuraminide alpha-2,8-sialyltransferase 3. Bases 114 to 1247 code for a protein of 377 amino acids. Lineage: Eukaryota; Metazoa; Chordata; Aves; Passeriformes; Maluridae. The record is from RefSeq and is a predicted model, not a curated record. Gene Ontology annotation, biological process: oligosaccharide metabolic process; N-glycan processing. The transcript has 4 exons. Gene Ontology annotation, molecular function: alpha-N-acetylneuraminate alpha-2,8-sialyltransferase activity.
GCCCCGUUCUCCAUUUUCCUGCCGGCGCGGCGGAACCGGCCCGGCCCCGAUGUAGCGGCGCGGCCGCCCCGCACCCUCACCCGCACCCGCCCAGCCGCGGGGCCGCCUCCGGCAUGCGGAGCUGCAAGAUGGUGCGGGUGGCCAGCGUGCUGGGGCUCGUCAUGCUCAGCGUGGCGCUGCUCAUCCUGUCCCUCAUCAGCUACGUGUCGCUCAAGAAGGACAACAUCUUCGGGGCGCCCCGCGCCGCCGGGCCCCGCAUGUACAUGUUCCACGCGGGCUUCAGGUCCCAGUUCGCGCUCAAGUUCCUGGACCCCUCGUUCGUGCCCAUCACCAACUCCCUGGGCCAGGAGCUGCAGGACAAACCCUCCAAGUGGGUAACACUGAAGUCCAUAUUGUUUUGUUUUAGGCGAGAAAUCCUUCAGCACGUCGACGUCAUCAAAAACUUCUCUCUGAUCAAGAGCAGCGUUCGGAUCGGGCAGCUGAUGCAUUACGAUUAUUCCAGCCACAAGUACGUGUUCUCCAUCAGCAAUAACUUCAGAUCUCUGCUUCCCGACGUGUCUCCCAUCCUGAACAAGCACUACAACAUCUGCGCCGUGGUGGGCAACAGCGGGAUCCUGACCGGGAGCCAGUGCGGCCAGGAGAUCGAUAAAUCCGAUUUUGUCUUUCGCUGCAAUUUUGCACCAACCGAGGCUUUCCAGAAAGACGUCGGAAGGAAAACCAACCUGACCACCUUCAACCCCAGCAUUCUGGAGAAGUACUACAACAACCUCUUGACCAUUCAGGAUCGCAACAACUUCUUYUUAAGUUUGAAAAAGCUCGACGGGGCCAUUCUUUGGAUCCCCGCUUUUUUCUUCCACACGUCGGCGACGGUCACGAGAACGCUGGUCGACUUCUUUGUGGAGCACAGGGGGCAGCUGAAGGUUCAGUUGGCUUGGCCAGGAAAUAUCAUGCAGCACGUGAACAGGUACUGGAGGAACAAGCACUUGUCCCCGAAGAGGYUGAGCACAGGAAUCCUCAUGUACACCCUGGCUUCUGCCAUAUGUGAUGAAAUCCAUCUYUACGGCUUCUGGCCCUUCGGCUUCGACCCCAACACGCGCGAGGACCUCCCGUACCACUACUACGACAAGAAGGGAACCAAGUUCACCACCAARUGGCAGGAGUCCCACCAGCUGCCUGCAGAGUUCCAGCUGCUCUACAGGAUGCACGGUGAAGGACUGGCCAAACUCACCUUGUCGCAUUGUGCCUAAGAACAUAGAUCUCCAAGUGCCAAACGAUUGUCKAAAAAAAGUGCCCAAAACCAAAUUAAACAUUCUUGGAAUUCUAAAAAGGAAACCAACCCACCCUAAAAUCUCUUCCAUAACUUAAAGAUGCUUUUUAGCCACUGCCCAUCCAAGGGUUUCAGCGUAUUUAGCGGUGCAGAAGCUUUUAUCACGUUCUGUGGAUGCGAUUUGUGCAGCUGCAAAGUUGAAACAUUUUGCAUUUCUAGAUAAGCCACUCAGUAUGUUUUAAUAUCUCUUCAUAUUUUACCGUUCCGCUAAAUGCCCUAAAUCUCUUCAUUUUCUCGUUCCUUCCCAUUAGAGCUAGAAAUGCUACUUUGAAAAGGUUUUUGCUUCUUUUGUAUCUGUUGCUGUCAAUAGCUCAGCGUGGAGGAAGCCACUCGGAAUUCCAGUGCAUCGUCACGCGCAAGCUCCUCGRUGUGGGUCCCGAUUUCCACCGCUUGGGUAUUUUCCUAUUUACUGAAUUUUUUAAAGAACAACAAGAAGAARGUCACCAAGUGGCUCGUACCUUAGCUAGGUGUUUGUAUCACUCUUGGAAUAYUUUGGUGUUUUAAUUCCUUUGGGGACAGGUCCUAGUCCAGGCUAGGCAGGCUGAAGCAUGUUCAUUCCCAUCCAUCUGAUGYUAUUCCAUCGUUUGAUUUCAGAGUUAAACCACCACAAACAAUGGAAUUWGGCUUCUCUGGAGACAUGGCAGGUGGGAAGAGCCCCAAAGCUCAUCCCUCUGCUCGGGCAUUUUCUGGUCACCAACAGCACUCCAAGGCAGACAGGGAGGUGUUUCCUUGGCACCAGGGGAAAUGUGGCUGUUUGGGGACAGGACAAACCAUAGGGUCCCUUAGAGCUCAGAAAUGGUGGCCAUUCUGCCUCAGGAUAAAGGAGCCUGGGAAAGAUCCGGGUUUCUUACGAGUGUGCUGACAAGUAUUUAACCAUUUUCUGCUAUUCUGUAUGAGAACUGACCCCAUGCUCAAAGAAGAUCCAAUAUUUCAAAUGCCACAUGUCCAUUUUUCUCAGCUUCUUUACCUACAAGUAGACAUAGGAGGUGAGGAAGGAGAUUUUGAGUACAACACCCACCCUGAGCAGCCUGGGACAUGUCCUGGUGCCCAUUGUGCCCCCUCCAAACCUCAAGUGACACUUGUUGGCUCGUUUUAAUGCCAGGUAUUUUUAUCAAGAGGCAUUUUAUCAAUUUCCUGUAGGGACCGAUAGUUUACCAUUAGUAAAUUAAAGAAYUAUUAUCAUUAUAUUGGCAUGAAAACAGGGGGCAAAGUGCUCUGUACAGUUUCUGGAAGCUUCCAUGGUCCUGGAGAGGGACAGAAYCCCCUGCCAGUCCUAGGGACAGCCCUGGUAUCACCACCAGAACUUCCAGAGGCACAAAGAGGCACCAAGUGCAGAGAAGGAAGCAGAAAACUGCAAAUAUUUGGGAAUGGGAAUACAGAAAAAUUAUUGACAGAGCGCCAUAUUACAUCAUUGAUUUUUAAGCAAAACUCCCCAUCGAUGCUCCAGCCCCACAUUGAACAUUUCAGAAUCAUUGAUUUUAAUGGGGAGUUCUGCCCCGCAAUCGAUGGCACAGCACAGCCCAAAGUAAAUUGCUUCUUCGUAUCAAUAUUUUUUUGCCCAAGCUCAUGCAAUGUGGAAAACCAUCUGUGAAUGUGCAGCUUUUGUUUUGCCUGCUGGGGUCUGAGGGAGAGGCGAGGAUGGCAGGGGAUGGAGAAGGCAGUGCUGAGGAGGAGAGGCUCCCUGGAGCUGCCUCCAUUCGGCAGAAAUGCCUUUGCUUUUAGAAGCCAGACUUUUAAUAAUUUAUUUGUUAUUUGGAAGGUGCUGGGGGCUGCCCUCCGUGCUCAGGACAGCCCCUGCGUGCGGCAUCACCUCCCCUCUSCUUGGCCCCAAACCUUCCUGAUGGCUCAGGGAGAAUCUCCCUCCCGUGACUGAAUGUCUAGACAAGCCAACAGAGCUAAUGCAGCCAGAUCAAUAGCUGUAAGUACAGAACAUUUCAGGUUCCAAAAUUGCAGAGGAGCCCUCCUGAGCAGCUGCCUGGGUCAGGAGAUGCCAGCAGGAUGGGUGCCGAGGUGCUGGAGGUGUACAUAGCAUUGGGAAUAGUGCUUCCUUUCUUCUUUUACACAUCUUGCUCUGUAUUUUURUUGCUUGCAUCUCCUUGGUGAAUGGUAGCGAGGCACGUGAAAACAGGCAUUUGGCUACUGGGUUUAACUGUGGAGUAAACCAAAAAACRAGAGUUUGUGAAACAGAACUGUGAACAGAGCAAAUAGGAAAAAGCAGGUUUUCUGUGAAUGAAUGUGUCUACAGUUCAAUGCCUGAUGGAGUUGUUUUCGAUAAAAAAAGAUAAACAUUUUUUUAAAAAGAGAGAAAAAAACCGCCAUAAUUGUAAUAAAGGUUUCAUUAUUAAGGGCCAUACGAAAAGGAUUUUUCAUUUGUCAAUGGCUGAUGUUAUAAAGGGCCAGGGCACGUCUCGGGUGAGCGGCAAAGCUGCACAYGGUGGGAAGAAGCAGAGCUGCUGCCCACGGAGAGCCUCAGGAGUGGCUCUGAGGGCUGGCACUGAGCUGGG